AUGAGCACACCAACACGUUACAGAGUCAUUGCCCUUUACAAGCAGCUCAUUUAUCUUGGCCGCGAGUAUCCAGCGGGUGCAGACUAUUUCCACAAGAAGCUGAAGGGUGCCUUCAUGAAAAACAAGGAUCUGACCGAUCCUGCCGAGAUUCAGAAGCGAAUCGAUCUUGGCGACUAUGUCUGCAAAGAAAUCGAGGCAAUGUAUCAUAUCAACAAAUACAGGGCGAUGAAGAAGCGGUACUAUGAGGAUGCAGAGGUGGAGAAUAUCCAGGCCAAGCUUGAGAAUGCCAAUUGGGCACAGGGCAGCGGCAGCAGCGCAACACAAUCGUCGCCUCGACAGUAG
Messenger RNA from Linnemannia hyalina, 342 nucleotides. The record is from the annotation of a GenBank genome assembly. NCBI's taxonomy places the organism in Eukaryota, Fungi, Mortierellomycota, Mortierellomycetes, Mortierellales, Mortierellaceae.